AUGUUGCUCAUCGCGCGUGAGGUGCGGCGCCUGAGGAGCAUCACACUCUUCAUCAUCCGCGCUCCCAAUGGCGAGAAACACCCUGGCUUGGUUAGUGCUGUGAAAUGUGGUGUUUUGAUCAUGGCACGGGGUCUGAUACCGUGGAUCUGGCUGAAGCGACCCGUCUAUAUCCAGGCCCGGUUUUCAUACCUACACAUGAAGUUCCUGUUUUUCUCCUGGUUGGCGGUUUUCGUGGGAAGCUGGGUGGUGUACGUAGAAUACUCUUCAUACACAGAGUUGUGCCGUGGACACGAGUGCAAAAACACUAUUUGUGAUAAAUUCCAGAAGGGGGUGAUUGAUGGUUCAGCCUGCAACAGCUUGUGCGAAAAGGACACUCUUUACUUGGGGAAGUGUCUCUCUGCCAAACCCAGCAAUCAGGUCUAUUCAGGCAGUUGGGGUGAUAUGGAAGGAAUCAUAAAGUGCCAGAUGAAGGAAGACCCUCAUUAUGAUCUGGGUUUUGAACUUGAGCCCCGAAAAGAAUCUGCAUCCUUCAGCAGGCCAACCAAAGGCACAUCAAUGCAGAAGUUCAAGGAAAUGGUUUUCAACCAUCUAAAGGCAAAAGUAGGAGACCAAGCAAACUUAGCAGAUCUGCUGACCCUGGUGCUGGGAGUCGCCGACAGCAACAAGGAUGGGGAGAUUUCAUUGUCAGAAGCGCAUUCGGCCUGGGCUUUACUACAGCUCAAUGAAUUCCUGCUGUCUGUGGUGCUGCAGGAGCGAGAACACACUCCCAGACUGCUGGGCUUCUGCGGGGACCUAUAUGUUAUGGAGAAGGUGCCUUAUGUUCCCCUGUACGGCGUCAGCCUGCCAUGGAUGGUAGAGCUGUGGAUUCCUGCCAGUCUGCGGCGAAGCAUCGACCAGUGGGCCACCCCAUCCUGGCCUCGCAAGGCCAAGAUAGCCAUCGGCCUGUUUGAGCUGGUCGAGGACCUCUUCCACGGCACAUUCGGGAGUUUCCUCAUGUGUGACGUUAGCGCUACGGGAUUUGGUUAUACAGAGCGCCAUGAUAUAAAGGUGGUAGAUGCAAGGCAGAUUGUGCCUGAAGUUGGUUUUCAGGAAGUGAUGCGCGAGAGGCGUUGUGAGGAGGACACUGACUGUGUGUAUGGAAGAGACUGCUUUACUUCAUGCGAUCUUACUAAACACCGCUGCACUACAGAGGUCACACAACCCAAUCUGGCUAAGGUAUGCAGCACACUGAAGGACUAUGUUCUGUACGGCGCGCCAUCAGACAUUAGAGACGAACUGGAGAAACAAGUGUACGCCUGCAUUGCUCUCAAAGGUGCCAGCGAACAGAUGGAAAUGGAGCACUCGCUGAUUCUCAACAACCUCAAAACUCUUCUUUGGAAGAAGAUAUCACACACUAAAGACUCAUAGUGAUUUAUCAAACUCAAGUUGUUCUUAUAUAUACACUGUAGAACACAAAAGAGACAGUAUGAACGACAGAAUGGGACCAUCUGACUGAAAUCAGACCACUUAUAAUUUGCCUAACUACUUGUCUUUAUUUUUGGCCUGGAUUUGCAGACUGCUGUCUAAAGCAGGGAUGGGCAAACUCGAUCCUGGAGGGCCGGUGUCCCUGCAUAGUUUUGCACCAACCCUAAUCAAACACACCUGCUUGUAGCUUUCUAGUCAUCUUGAAGACACUAAUUAGGGUGUUCAGGUGUGUUUGACUAGUGUUGGAGCAAAACUCUGCAGGGACACCGGCCCUCGAGGAUCGAGUUUGCCCAUGCCUGGUCUAAAGACUUAGUAGCACCUCGUUUUGUUCCAUUACUUAGUCUUGACUCAAUCUCAAAUUAUAAAAGCUUAUCCUGCAGAGAGAUGCUGCCUCUCCUAAUGCAUGUUCUCCACUACCAAGAGAAAAUGCCAAAUUGUUUCUCUUCCUGCAGAGCCUUGUUCAGGAAACAAGACAAUCAAACGGUGCCUAGGUCAGGAUUUUUCAAACUGAGGCAGAGGAACCCCAUUCUGAUACUUUCAAUUCAAUUCACCUUUAUUUGUAUAGCGCUUAUGCAAUGUAGAUUGUGUCAAAGCAGCUUCACAUAAAAUAUCACGGUAAAUUGAGACAGUGUAAUUCACUUUUCAAAGUUAAGUUCAGUUUAGCUCAGUUCAGAGUGGUUUAAUAAUCAGUGCUGAGGGUUCAAACACUGAUGAGCAAAUCCAUCGAUGUGCAAUUCUACUGAUCCCGAACCAUGCAAGCCAGUGGCGACGGCGGCGGGAGCAAACCUUGCUGAGAUAUAGGCUCACCUCAGGGUACUACAGGAGCCUGUAGGGGGACCAUAUGUGUUUUAUAGUUUGUAGCAGGGUUAGUUUUGUUUUUAAUGUCUGUAUGCAACACUUUUCAAAUUGUUUUAUUUUUUUAAUGCAGUGUUGUAUAGUUGUACCAUCUAAAAAUAUGAUUUUUAAGGACUAGUUAGAAAUUAUAAAAUCAAGCUUGUUUACCUAUUGACAGCCCUGAUUUUUAUGUGCACACAUAUAAAAAAGA
Messenger RNA from Danio aesculapii, 2509 nucleotides. It is a transcript of the gene dipk1ab, whose product is annotated as divergent protein kinase domain 1Ab. The record is from RefSeq and is a predicted model, not a curated record. NCBI's taxonomy places the organism in Eukaryota, Metazoa, Chordata, Actinopteri, Cypriniformes, Danionidae.